AUGUUAGAUUCACCAGCAUCAUCGUCAACACUUAUUCAACGUCUUGAAUCAUUAAAAAAAACAUUUGCAACGCCUAUUCAUCAUCAUCAUCAUCAUCAUCAUCGUCAUCAUCAUCGUCGUCGUCUUCAUUCAUCAUCAGCAUUACAUUCAUCGCAUAGUAAAAAUAACCAUAAAAAUGAAACUAAAAAAAAAUCAUUCAAACGACAUCAUCGAAAAAUUUUCUAUUCAACUAAACAACAUCAAACAAUUGAGCAAUCAAAACGAUGUAUAGUUACAUUAGAAUCAACAUAUCGUCAGAAUUUAGAAUUAAAUACAACUUAUCUUAUUGGUAAAACUAUUGAAGGACAAAUAAUUCUUUUACCAAAACAACUUAUUGAACCAGAUAAUAUAAUUACAAUAACAGAUGAUAUCAUACUUCAACAACAAAAACCAAAUAUCAUAUCGUCUUUGAACUCUUCUGUUAAAUCUAAUGAUGAUGAUGAAGAUGAAAUCGAAUCACUUAAAAAGAAAGGACCAUUUGAAACAACAAAAACAGCUUAUACAUCUCAAGGAAAUGUUGUGACAUGUAUUACUGGAUCUUUUGAUUAA
This is a messenger RNA of Rotaria sordida, 588 nucleotides long. The record is from the annotation of a GenBank genome assembly. Lineage: Eukaryota; Metazoa; Rotifera; Eurotatoria; Philodinida; Philodinidae.